AUGGAUUUGGUUGCUGGUGUACGCAAAGAAGGCAGCCGCGGCGGCCGCAAUGAGUUCAAAUGGUCCGACGUCCAAAGUUCCGUCCACCGCGAGAACUACUUAGGCCACUCGGUGAUGGCACCAGUCGGCAGAUGGCAACAAAACCGUGAUCUUGGCUGGUACGCCAAGGGUGAUGAAGAAGAGGAAGAACGAAUCCGCAAAGAGCGAGAGGAACUUCAACGUGUCAAGGAAGCGGAAGAAGAAGCAAUGGCGAUCGCUCUGGGCCUCCCGGUGCCCCCCAAAGCAUCCGAAAACGCCAACAUGGUCCCCUUAGGGGGCGCUAGUAGUACCGAUGUAGUACCAAGAGAAGAAGCGAUGCCAGAUGUCGGAACAACGGAAAAGGACCAUCGCUCGAGUCACCGACACAGACGUGAGCGAUCCCGAAGCCCGCGACGUGAAAGGCGACAUGACCGGGCCGACGAUGUUGCACCCAUCGCUACAGAUCCCGCUCACGAUCUCGCGGCCGAGAUCACCACAGACGGCGCUCAGUCUCCCGUUCUAGGAGUCGACCCAGCCGCAAAGACGAAGAACAUCAGAAACGACGACGGAUGGAGCGCAGCUACUCGCCGGCUGAGCGUCGGCGACACCCCGAACGCAGACGAGACCGAGACGACUAUGAUCGCCGCCAUUGAGCUACAGACCAGGGAUAUGAAUUGA
Penicillium roqueforti is the source of this 696-nucleotide messenger RNA. Its product is annotated as MMtag domain-containing protein. Bases 1 to 696 code for a protein of 231 amino acids. Lineage: Eukaryota; Fungi; Ascomycota; Eurotiomycetes; Eurotiales; Aspergillaceae. The record is from RefSeq and is a predicted model, not a curated record. The transcript has 3 exons.